Messenger RNA from Hermetia illucens (black soldier fly), 4203 nucleotides. RefSeq names its product glutamate receptor ionotropic, NMDA 2B (gene Nmdar2). Gene Ontology annotation, molecular function: transmitter-gated monoatomic ion channel activity involved in regulation of postsynaptic membrane potential; NMDA glutamate receptor activity. The transcript has 10 exons. Gene Ontology annotation, biological process: monoatomic ion transport; synaptic transmission, glutamatergic; modulation of chemical synaptic transmission. The record is from RefSeq and is a predicted model, not a curated record. Lineage: Eukaryota; Metazoa; Arthropoda; Insecta; Diptera; Stratiomyidae. Gene Ontology annotation, cellular component: postsynaptic membrane; plasma membrane. The coding region runs from base 423 to 3488 and encodes 1021 amino acids.
GACAUGAUGGUUUCAGUGUGAAAUUUUAUUUUCGAGUCCUUUAUUGGAGUAAAAGGACUCUUUUGUCAUCCGGUUAGUGUGUUCUGUGUGGUGCAGUGAUAGUUGAUUAUGAUGCGAUAAUUUUUUAACCAUGGAAGUUAAAGUUAUACGUUUAAAAGCCACUUCCUUGCAGAUAACCUUCUAGAGCUCGUAAAUGAAAAUCUCUUCGUCUACUAUUACGAAACCUCGCUUUUUUCCACAUCCUGCACUAGCGAUAGUAGCUUUUCUCCAAAUGACGAUAUCGACCAAUACUUUUCGCAUCAUGUAACGAAAUAGAACAAAAAAUCCGUGGAAUUGAUUAUCCUAAAGUGAAAAAAUAACAAUGGCGGAAGUUCUAGUGUACUAAAAUCUGUAUUAGGUACUAAAAAUUGAAUCAGCUGAAAAUGUUAUGGAAAAGUGUAGUUGCUAUUGCUCUCCUCGUUGUCCUGGCGGACACAGGGGAUGCAUGGCGGUCAAGCAGUUCAUCGUCCAAGAUGUCCAGCAAUGCAAACCAUCUAAAUAUCGGAUUAAUUGCUCCCCAUACAAAUUUUGGCAAACGGGAGUAUAUCAGGGCAAUCGGAUCAGCUGUUCAAGCUCUGCAAAAGCCUCGUGGGAUAAAGCUGACAUUCCUUAAGGACUAUGUUUUCCAAGCGGCUAACGUUCAUUUUGACAUGAUGUCGCUGACACCAAGUCCAACAGAUAUCCUCAACACGCUAUGCAAGGAAUUCUUACAGGCCAAUGUCUCCGCCAUUCUCUACAUGAUGAAUAACGAACAAUUCGGACGUAGUACAGCCUCCGCCCAGUACUUUCUCCAACUAGCCGGCUACUUGGGGCUUCCAGUGAUCUCCUGGAAUGCCGAUAACUCGGGUCUAGAGCGUCGCGCAUCCCAGUCUACGUUGCAACUCCAGUUGGCUCCAAGUAUAGAACAUCAGAGUGCAGCAAUGUUAAGUAUUCUCGAAAGAUACAAAUGGCAUCAAUUCUCGGUGGUCACAUCCCAGAUAGCUGGUCACGAUGAUUUCGUUCAAGCUGUCCGAGAGCGUGUCGCCGAGAUGCAGGAGCAUUUUAAAUUUACAAUUCUCAAUUCGAUUAUUGUGACGAAACCGAGCGAUCUAGUUGAGUUGGUGAACAGUGAAGCUCGUGUCAUGCUCCUUUAUGCUACACAAGGUGAAGCAAUCGAUAUACUUAGAGCGGCUGAAGAAUUGAAAAUAACUGGGGAGAACUAUGUGUGGGUUGUAACGCAAUCGGUCAUUGAGAAGAAGGACGCCCACCCGCAAUUCCCGGUGGGGAUGUUGGGCGUUCACUUCGAUACAAGUAGCCCGGCAUUGAUGAAUGAGAUAUCGAACGCGAUCAAGAUAUUCGCUUAUGGCGUGGAGAACUAUCUGAAUGAUCCUGCGAACCAGGGACGAAAGUUGAAUACACAACAUCUCUCCUGUGAGGAUGAAGGACAAGGACGAUGGGACAAUGGCGAAAUAUUCUUCAAGUAUUUGCGGAACGUCUCGAUUGAGGGUGAUACCAACAAGCCAAAUAUCGAAUUUACGGCUGAUGGUGAUCUCAAAUCGGCUGAACUGAAAAUCAUGAAUCUACGACCAAACGUGAAUAGUAAAAAUCUUGUUUGGGAGGAGAUCGGGGUCUGGAAAUCAUGGGAAACUCAAAAACUCGACAUCAGAGACAUUGCCUGGCCUGGUAAUUCCCACGCACCACCACAAGGAGUUCCAGAAAAAUUCCAUCUGAAAAUUACAUUCCUGGAAGAAGCUCCGUAUAUCAAUCUGUCUCCUGCAGACCCUAUCAGUGGCAAAUGCCUGAUGGACAGAGGAGUGUUAUGCCGAGUUGCAGCCGAUCAUGAAAUGGCUGACAUCGAUAUGGGACAGGCUCAUCGUAAUGGCUCGUUCUAUCAGUGCUGCAGUGGAUUUUGUAUAGAUUUAUUGGAGAAGUUUGCUGAAGAACUUGGUUUCACCUACGAACUGGUGCGUGUAGAGGAUGGCAAGUGGGGAACUCUGGAAAACGGCAAGUGGAAUGGACUCAUUGCGGAUCUGGUUAAUCGGAAGACAGAUAUGGUACUCACUUCUCUCAUGAUCAAUGCUGAACGGGAAGCUGUUGUUGAUUUCAGUGAGCCUUUCAUGGAAACAGGUAUUGCAAUUGUCGUUGCCAAACGAACUGGGAUUAUAUCACCGACAGCAUUUUUGGAACCUUUUGAUACCGCUUCUUGGAUGUUGGUAGCUAUCGUCGCUAUCCACGCUGCAACUUUCAUGAUAUUCCUAUUCGAAUGGCUCUCACCAAGUGGAUUUGACAUGAAACUUUCACUGAAAACAGGAUCAGUGAUUCCCUAUCGAUUUUCCCUGUUCCGGACAUAUUGGUUGGUUUGGGCAGUCCUCUUCCAAGCAGCUGUUCAUGUGGAUUCACCUCGCGGUUUCACGGCGCGCUUCAUGACAAAUGUUUGGGCCUUAUUCGCUGUGGUAUUCCUGGCUAUAUACACUGCCAACCUAGCCGCCUUCAUGAUAACUCGAGAAGAAUUCCAUGAAUUCACUGGAUUAGAUGACUCCCGACUUGCCCGACCUCAUUCCCACAAACCUACCUUCAAAUUUGGAACCAUUCCGUGGAGUCACACGGAUUCAACUAUCUCAAAAUACUUUAAGGAAAUGCACUUUUACAUGAGAGAAUACAAUAAAACCAGCGUGGCGGAGGGAGUAGCAUCAGUUUUGAGUGGGGGAUUGGAUGCAUUCAUCUAUGAUGGGACUGUACUGGACUACUUGGUUGCUCAAGAUGAAGAUUGUAGACUGCUAACUGUUGGAAGCUGGUAUGCAAUGACAGGAUAUGGUCUAGCUUUCAGCAGAAACUCAAAGUACGUCCAAAUGUUCAACAAACGCUUACUUGAGUUCAGAGCAAACGGCGACCUAGAACGUCUGAGACGUUAUUGGAUGACAGGAACUUGCCGUCCUGGCAAACAGGAACACAAAUCCUCAGACCCUCUAGCCUUGGAGCAGUUCUUGUCUGCAUUCCUAUUGCUAAUGGCUGGUAUCCUGUUCGCAGCACUACUACUACUCCUUGAGCAUGUCUACUUCAAGUACUUCCGAAAGCGUCUGGCGAAAUCGGACCACGGAGGGUGCUGCGCCCUAAUCUCGCUCUCUAUGGGCAAAAGCCUAACCUUCAGAGGAGCCGUUUUCGAAGCUCAGGAAAUUCUCAAAACCCAUCGAUGCACUGAUCCCAUUUGCGACACUCAUCUUUGGAAAGUUAAGCAUGAGCUGGACAUGGCCCGACUAAGGAUAAGACAACUUGAGAAAACCAUGGACAAACACGGGAUCAAACCACCACAAAUAAAGCUCUUGUCAGCAUCGGACCUCAUCAACCAUGACUAUAAGGAGCGUCCUCCAUUACUCGGGAACCUGAGCAUUGGGGGCAGUGCCCAAGACUUAUAUCGAUGUUUUUUCAGGUCCUAUAAAACGGAAAUAGCGGAAAUGGAAACGGUCCUAUAAAAUACCAAACCGCCAUUACCACAUUUUGUAACCAUUUUACUAUUCGAACGGAUCCUUACGGAACUACGGAAUUUAAUUGAAUUGAACGAGUCUAUCUGAAUUUGUUGUUAAAAUAUUUGUUGAAUGUAGAUCUGAAACUGUUAACAAUAAAUAAUAAAUGAUAUGUGGCGUGUUGGAUACUGGGAAACAAAAAUAUAAAAUUCUAAACCAAAGUAUUAGACGAAAUGAGUAAAAAUAUCAAUGUUAUAAUAAGUGUCAAUUUAAAAAAAGAUAAAAAGCUAAAAAACCUUUCCAGCUGUUACGAAUAAUACGAAAAAAAUCUAAAAUAAACAUCAAUGGGUUCAUUGAAAUAAAAGAGAAAAUUAUUAAUAAUCAAAACUUUUGUUAAGUUUCAGAUUUACAGGAUUUAUGACUCCAUUGAGGAGCGAAACGAUCUAUACUCAGUAUUACCUUCUGUUGCUCGAACUGAUGUUAAAAGAUUUAUUUAAAAUUACUCGAAUUUCCUCAGAGACGAGUUGGGAGGUUAAUGUUAACAUAGAAUUUAGAAAACACAAAAUGAAAGCAUAGGUUUUUAUCGGAAUUGCUGCCAAACAAUUUUAAUAUGAAUAUGUAUUAGAUAUCAAAUAGCGUCGAGUCAUUCAGUACACAUGAGUGUAACCAAAAUAAAUGUGGAAGAAAUAAUAAUUGGAAUUAUAUACGUAAAUGUUAGUCAAAA